AAUCAUCUUUUAAAUCAACCUUUGCCCAAUCAAAGUCCAGUCGUACCUAUAGGUACUGCUACAGGAGGGACAGCAAGAGAGGAUUCCUGCAAAGGCUGCUUCACAAAGAUAUACAGAGAUGACUUCUGCUCUCCAGCCCCGAGAAUGCAAAGUGACCAAAAAACCCAAGAAGAGCUAUGGAUUUUUCCUACGUGUGGAGAAGGACACAGCAGGACAUCUCAUCCGGAACGUGGAAAAGAACAGCCCUGCUGAAAAGGCUGGCUUGAAGGAUGGAGACAGAGUCCUCAGGGUUAAUGGUGUGUUUGUUGACAAGGAGGAACAUACAAAGGUGGUGGAGAUUGUAAAGAACAGUGGGAAUUCUGUUGUAUUUCUUGUUCUGGAUGAAGCAUCUUAUAAAAAUGCAGAAAAGGAGGGAGCAAAUCUGGAAGAGCUGGGUCAAAAGGUAUCAAAAGGAAAGAAGAAGCAGCAGUCCACACAGCCCAUGGCCAAUGGAGCAAUCACUGCAGUUCCACAACCACGGCUCUGCUACUUAGUGAAGGAGGAAAAAGGGUAUGGCUUCUCCCUGAAAACCACAGAAGGUCAGAAGGGGUUGUUCAUAGUAGAUCUGGCACCACAAGGAGCAGCUGCAAAGGCGGGUGUCCAAAAUAAAGAUCGCCUGAUUGAAAUCAAUGGAAAAAAUGUGGAAAAUGACACACAUGAGGAGGUGGUGGAAAAGGUAAAGAAGUCUGGAAAUCACAUUAUGCUUCUACUUUCAAAUGAAGAAACGGACCACUAUUAUACAAGCCAGAAGAUGGUGCUGAGCAAAGAGAAUGCCAACCUAAAACUCCUUCCUCUUAAACCAAAACUUAUCGAGCUUCAGAAAGGAAAAGAUGGUUAUGGCUUUUAUCUACGGAUGGAACAAAACACUGGUGAUCAUGUAAUCAGAGAUGUUGAUCCCAAGAGCCCAGCAGCCAAGGCAGGUCUCAAAGAUGAUGAUAUCCUGGUAGCUGUCAAUGGCGAGCGAGUGGAUGCACUGGAUCAUGAAAGUGUAGUGGGAAAGAUUAAGCAGUCUGAAGAAAAAACCACAUUGUUGGUAGUGGAUAAGGAGACUGAUGCCAUGUAUAAACUGGCUCAAAUUUCCCCCUAUUCAUAUUACUACAAACUACAAAACCCAGCUCCAGCAAAAGCAGAGGAAAGAGUUGAGCUGCACACUGAACAGAAAGUGAACCACAAGCCAAGAAUCUGCAAGAUGGUAAAAGGGCCAAGUGGAUUUGGCUUCAAUUUAAACAUGGUCAAGAACAAACCUGGACUAUUUAUUAAUGAGGUACAAAGACACGGACCAGCUGAUGUAGCAGGCGUAGAAAAUAAUGAUGUUUUGGUGGAAGUGAAUGGGGUGAAUGUGAUGAAUGAGCCUUAUGACAACGUUGUGGCAAGAAUCAAAGAGAGUGGUGAUAAAGUAACACUACUGGUGUGCAGUAAAGAUGCUUACAAAUACUUCCAGGACCAGAACAUUCCCAUCACAGUCGCUAUGGCAGAUCCAGCCCAAGACACUUCUGAACCUCCUGCUUAUACAGAAACCUCAGCAGCAGAGUCAGAGAGAACCUCGCCUGAACCAAGAGAAAGGGCAAGCUCAUCUUCCUCUUCACAAUCAGCUGCCUCAGCAGGAGCAGACAGCAACAGCAGCGAUGACACAAGGCUCUGAGGAGACUGACUAUGCUGAGAACAAAAAAGAAAUCCUCCAAAUUCUUUCUUCAAUCACACUUUGCUACUGCAACUUCAGAGUUUGACUAUCCAUACGAGUACCAGACCUGUAAGGGACCGUUCUGCCUUGCUAAAAUGCCACUGCCUGAAAUAAGCACUUUAGCGUAUCCUGCAGUCCCUUAACACGCUGCAAUUGUACUUCAUUCACUGCACAAGUCUUUCUGUCUUGUAAAAUGGGGAGUAAGCCACUUACUACUGUAAAGGCUUUAAUAAUUAGAAGUACACAGUUAAGUAUACUGCAGCACAGGGAGGAAACAGUUCAUAAAUUCCUAAGUAUCUGAGCCUUUUAAGAAUGAGCGUUUAAUAAAGACCAACUGAUUUCUCACCAUCUCCCAGGAGAGACAGUUCUCCUAAUCCAAUCCCAUUAACACAAUCCUGGAGGUGACGAUCUGUGCUGUAUUUAUGGCAGUGCAAUCGCUAUGGUAUGUCAUGAAUUAAUAUACUCUGUGCAAUACACUCCUUUCUUCCACUAACACUGCAGAAAUUUCUUUCAAACAUUAAGUUAACCUCAUAAUUCAUAACUCAAAACCUAAAACCUUUAAGCACUGUUCUCUCUCCUCUCCUCCUGAAUUUGCAGAUCAUAGUGGUUAAAAGUGUAAUUCAGUCGUGCCGGUUUGUCUAAUUCCAAGUCAACACCACACAGUCUUGGAUGUUAUAUAAAUGGCUCUGCAAUAUUGCUAUUGUAUGCUUUUUGUCUCCUUCCUGUACACCAAAGACAAUACAGAAUGAAAUUGUU
Molecule: messenger RNA, 2476 nt
Organism: Tympanuchus pallidicinctus (lesser prairie-chicken)
Lineage: Eukaryota; Metazoa; Chordata; Aves; Galliformes; Phasianidae
Gene: PDZK1
Product: PDZ domain containing 1
Exons: 9
Coding region: 119-1681 (520 amino acids)
Biological process (GO): protein localization to plasma membrane
Cellular component (GO): apical plasma membrane
Molecular function (GO): signaling receptor binding; protein-membrane adaptor activity
Source: RefSeq, a predicted model, not a curated record